Molecule: messenger RNA, 5011 nt
Organism: Lytechinus pictus (painted urchin)
Lineage: Eukaryota; Metazoa; Echinodermata; Echinoidea; Temnopleuroida; Toxopneustidae
Exons: 2
Coding region: 1159-2391 (410 amino acids)
Source: RefSeq, a predicted model, not a curated record
ACGAAUCAAGGUAAAAAAGUUGAUGUCCCCUGGGGGCAUCAAGUAUGGCAGUGUGUCCAAACUUCGCGCGUGUCCAUACUUCGCGGACGGUCCUUAUCUCAAAAACUAGCCAAUAUCCUUAAAAUCUGACAUCAUCAACGUGAAAAGCGACCUACAAUUACCGUUUAAUGAAAAUUUCUUUAGGAUGAGUUCAGUAUUCAUGAAAAUAUUGGCAAAAGAUCGGCAAAUUUGCCACCGCUAGCGCCCGUUUUGAAGAAAUCACAAGCAUCACGAUAUCACCAUUUUGCAAGCAGAAGUCAUCAAAAAUGUGAGUUAAAUGUGGUACUAACCGAUUCCAUAGCAUUUUGCCAUCAAUCUGAUUUAAUUUUUCACUUUUUGAACUUGAGUUUUUGUUUAAAUCUCCACAAAAGCUUUGGUGCGCGAAGUUAGGUCACACUUUUCAGAACGGUUUUCCAGCACAGCCCGCAUUCGCCGAUCGGAAUAGAAUUUUGAGAUCGCGAUACCGGCGAAACCCCUUGACCUACUUUACAUUUUCGUCCAUGAUUUUAUAGUUUACGAUCUUGCCGUCAAUGUGGUAACUAUUUCUUUAAUUGGUUUUGUAUAAAUUAUGAAUAUUUUGUGAACAAAAUUAAGCCUGAUGAAUAUUUUUGAAAAGUGCGCGAAGUUUGGACACCCCAUCAUACAAUUAUGCCCAAAUGUUGACAUAUUUUAAUAAAAAAUAUUAUUUGUGAUAUAAAGAUUUUGACACAAUUUUCAGAGAAUAAUAUAUGUCAAAAGGGGAUUGUGUGCAAACAGAUAACCCCCAUGCCUAAGGUAGUGCAAGAUGUUCUCGCAUUAGAUAAAAAAAAAUCACGGUCCAUGUUUACAAUCAAAAAGUAAAAUGUUGUUUAAAUGUGGAACCAAACGGCGGCUCUCCUAUUGUUUCGGCAAAAAUUUGAACCAGUCACUUGGAUCUGGCGGGCCCUAUCGACUAGCCCUUUUGUACUGGCGGUACUAAUCAGCUAGCCGUUUUGGACCGCCGGUACCCGGGCCAAUUCUGCUAUGACACCGGCCUAGUCUGCUGCUCUGAGCUGCAUGUGCAAACUGAAUGGCUCGUGAUAUGAUAUCGAGGUGGUAUCUCCGCUGCUUGUCACUGGCACUGAAAUCUUCAAAUUCAAAAUGCUUGAAGCGGGAGGAUCUGAGAUUGAGAUGGAUAUUGUCAUGCCUGCCAUUGAUGCGGAGCGACCAAAUGGAGUGAAAAAGGUGAAGACGUACGCCUGUCCAACAUGUGGAAAAACAUUUUCAUUUUCAUGCAAUCUGUUCCGACAUGAAAAAAACAUUCACAAGAAGUUUGUGAACUGCCAGGUUCCUGGUUGCCUUUUCAAGUGCAGCAGCAAACGAAAGUUGAUUGGGCACAUGGAAUUAUUGCAUUUUAAAACUCUGGAAAAGGAGACAUUGACAUUUGCAAAUCUGGAGGAGUUCUAUAAGUGGAAACUUAGGGAAGAAGUCCAGAACUUUGUGUGCUUCACCAAGAAAAGAGGCGACAUUAAAAUGGCACGUUCUACCCAUAGACACUAUGUCUGUGCUCUCUCAAGAAGACUUGGAUUUCAGAAAAAUACAGACGGUAAGAAGGAGGUGUACUGCCCAGCUCGAUUACUUUUGAAAGAGUCUCAUGGUAAUGGAACUGUAGAGGUCACUUAUUAUAAAUCGCAUUCCCAUCCUUUAUCCUACUCUGGGUCAAAGAAUCUUCCCAUGCCAGAGACCCUCCGUCACGAAAUCAAAGAGAGGUUGAAAGCUGGUAUGAACCCUGAUAACAUUAUCUCCGAACUCCGGAAGAUGCACAAAUCCGAGCUUGCAGUAGCAAUUGGGAUAUACAAUCGUCUGCAGUCUGUAACAGCAUCUCACAUAUCCAAAAUACAGCGUAUGAUGAUCAAGAAGGGCAUGUUGGAAGAGGCAAUCCCCCAAAACAAGCCUGGAGAGAUGGGAGUACUGAGGAUGAUGGCAGAGGCAGACAAGGAAGGUGCAAGUCUCGUCGACGACAUCAAACAAAUGAAUGAUGGAUUUGUUGUCUUUGAUUGCGUGGUACAGGAGCAGAUGGAUGUUGUAAAUCUUCCUGAAGAAUCAACUACUAUUCCUGGUGCAAACAUCCUCAUUCCUGAUCCUGUGCUCCCAAAACCUAAAACGAAGCGGAAAAAGGUCAGACGGGGGAAGAAUCCACCAGAUGUAAUAACUCCGUUCAUUGUGAAUCCAGAAGGUACUCAAAAGGGUGAAUUGGACAGUGUACAUGAUUCACUCGAUAAGGUCAAACUCUUACUCUCCAGUGGGCAAGUAAGAGAAACAGAUCUAACAGGUAUUCAGGAAAAUCUACAAGGUAUAAUGAAAAUCAUAAACGGCAAACAUAGGAUUAUGUAAUAAAUGAUAAUGCGAUUUCUUUCCUUUCUUGGUUUCUGUGAAACGUUUCUUUGUUUCUAAAACUUCAUAAAUUUUCCUGUGAAAUCUAUUGGACUUUUGCGUUGAACGUCAAAAUUUAUUACAAACAUUUUAAAUUUUAUCAAGGUUUGCAUUUAAAGAUAACGACCAUUAUUCAGUCGACUUUGAUGUGCUGUCAUAAAUGAAGUAGCAAAAGUUAGUACUUUGGGUCUUUCAACAUUUUUGUCUCACCUGGAAGCGAGAUGUGCAUGUAUGUGCAACUUUUUCGGAAGUGGCAUUGUCAGCACCGCAUAACUAUCAAAGAAAGCAUCUGAAACGUACUCAUAUCUCCAAACUUAAAAUUACAAGGACCUACCACAUCAAACUUGGAUGACAUGUAAGGGUGAUCAAGUAUUGGAAAAUAGGUGUACCGUACAUGAAAUUUCAGGUCACUGCGUCUAAGUCAAAGGUCAUUUGGGGGUUACUAAACUGAUAUUACCUUAAAAAACCUAACCCAAGGCUAUGAUUCUUAAUUUUUAAGAUAAUGUUGAAAUGAUAUUAAUCUAGGCUGGUCAAGCAAAGUACAUGUAUAUCAGAAAAUAUACACUUUUCAAUCUUAAUUCCAUAAUUAUUUCACAAUUAAGUGUACAGUUUAUAUUUACAGUUUGAUGGUCUGAUAUCAAUCUUGAUAUACACGUACAUGUAUCAUUGACUCAAGUUUUUAUCUUUGUUUAGGGGCAAAUAAAUGCUCAUGCUUAUUGUCGUAAAAUCAUAAUUGGCUCAUAUCAUUCACAUUAUCAAGCCACAUUUCAAUUUGAGCAUUUAGCCUGACUCCCAACUCAAAUAUCUAAUUGUUUUUCAAUAUCUGACUAUUAAUUUGUUUUCGAUACUUGGGGAAAGUAAUCAUGCAAGUAGGCCAACAUAUAUCAUGUGACUUCAAAUUAAUGCAGUGUCAGAUAAAUACAAUUGUAGCUGUGUAUGAUUUAAAGUCAGUUUAAGCAUAACAUGUUUAUACAGUAUGUAGCACAGCUGCAGGCCUGCAGCUGUCCUGUUCAGAGCUAUAAAACAAUUUUCACAACUGAAUAUUAAUUAAAAAAUAUUUGUAUACAUCGUAGAACCAUAAAUGAAUACAUGUGGGCAUGUUGAUUUAUUAAAUUAUGAAAGGUUUUGAAAAUUUUGGAAGUGAAGUGUUGAAAAUAAUUUGAGAAAUGACAAAAUUGCAGAUGCAUGAAAUAUUCCCAGUUUAGAUUGAGAAUCCAUAGUUCUUUUUAUUGCUUUGACAAAGUGAACAAAGGAGAAUGUAUCUAACUUCGAAUUGACUUGAUUAAGAGUAACAUAAUAUGUACCGUAAAAUAAGAAAGUUAUGUCAUUUUUGUCUCGCCUGCAUAGUAGUGGGAGACUAUAGGUGUCGCUUUUCCGACGGCGGCAUCGUCAACAUUGAAAUCUUAACCAAGGUUAAGUUUUUGAAAUGUCCUCAUAACCUAGAAAUUAUAUGGAACUAAUUCAUGAAACUUGGACAUAAGGGUAAUCAAGUAUUACUAAAUAUCCUGCCUGAGUUUCAGGUCACAUGACUAAGGUCAACGGUCAUUUAGGGUCAAUGAACUUGGACCAUGUUGGGGGAAUCAAUAUCGAAGUCUUAACCAAGGUUAAGUUUUUAAAAUGUUGUCAUAACUUGGAAAGUAUAUGAACCUAGUUCAUGAAACUUAGACAUAAGGGUAAUAGUGUAUCACUUAACAUCCUACCCGUGUUUCAGGUCACAUUACCAAGGUCAAAGGUCACUUAGGGUCAACAAACUUUGACCAUUUUGGGGGUAUUUGUGGAAUUGUCAUAACUUUUAAAAUAUAUGGAUCUAGUUCAUGAAACUUAGACAUGAGAGCAAUUAAGUAUUCCUGAAAAUCCUUUGCAAAUUUCAGGUCACAUGAUCAAGGUCAAAGGUCAUUCAGGGUCAACAAACUUUGAUAAUGCUGGGGGUAAUUGUGGAAUUGCCAUCAUAACUUUAAAAGUUAUAGAGCUACUUCAUGAAACUUGGACAUAAAUAGUAUGCAUCCCUGAAUAUCAUGUGCGCGUUUCAGGUCACAUGACCGAGAUCAAAGGUCAUUUAAGGUCAAUGAACUGUGGCCGUUUUGGGGGUAUUUGUUGAAUUGACAUUAUAAUUUAGAAAGUUUAUGGAUCUACACAUGUAGUUCAUGAAACAUAAGGGUAAUCAAGUACCCGGUAUGUUUUGCACAUGUCUUAGGUCACAUGAUCAUGGUCAAAGGUCAUGUUGGGUCAAUGGAUAUAGUAUUUUAUUAUCAUAUUAGUGUUUUCUUUUGUGAAUAAUUAUUCAAUAGCUGUUUUCAAAGUCGGCAUUGCUGCUAUAUCGAAUCGCGUAAUGCAGGCGAGACUGCCAGAGGCGUUCCACUUGUUAAUUUUAUAAUUAUUUUCUUCAUUCUUAAAUGAACUAUAUAUGCAUUGUGCUAAAUGAUUUUAAUAUAGAUGAAAAAGCUUAUUUUGUUACACUGUCACAGUCACUAUUCUUGUUCUCGUAGAAUAUGCAGUGUUGUAAAUUGAUUAUUUGGACAGUGAAGAAGAUCCCCAGUAAUAAAUCACAAUCAUAGAUUGAAAUGUAUUUGAAACAAUGAAA